GCACUGACUACUUCCGGAGCUGCUGGGACAACUCCGCUAGAGGAAGCAGCGCGGGCCCGACCGGCGUCGGUCCGCCGCCUCUCCCGCCACUGCUCCCCAGUCUUGUUGUUUUGACUCGGUCUCACCUGGUCUGGUCCUCUUGGGCUCUGCAGCCGCGGAGCCGAGGCUCCAGAUGGAAAUCAUAUGACACAAUAUUUGGGUGACAGCUGCCUCAAAGGUCUUCAUAAAUUACAGAAGACAAAAACACUAAUGCAUUUGAGACAGCGGUAAAGUUUUGGGGGGAGGGAGAGAAAGCAACUCCUUUCCUGAUCUGCAAUUUGACUGGAUGCUAAGAUGUCCGUGGACAUGAAUAGCCAGGGGUCUGACAGCAAUGAAGAGGACUAUGACCCAAAUUGUGAGGAGGAAGAAGAGGAAGAGGACGAGGACCCUGGGGACAUAGAGGAUUAUUAUGUGGGAGUAGCCAGCGACGUGGAGCAGCAGGGGGCUGAUGCCUUUGAUCCUGAGGAGUACCAGUUCACUUGCUUGACAUAUAAGGAAUCUGAGGGUGCCCUCAACGAGCACAUGACCAGCUUAGCCUCUGUCCUAAAGGCCGUUGAUGCUCACUGCCAUCAGCUGCAUCCUCCCUAUGGCACUGGGCUGGACAGCUUGAACCAGCUAGAGAAGGUUAAAAAGAUAAAGCAACUGAUCAUGUUCUGGAUUUCCUUGGAAUUGUCAGGAACAGAAGCAAUUCAAUAUCUAGGAGUGGGAUUGCUGGGUCACAUGGUAUCUCAUUCAGUUGCCAAACUCAUAUUAGUUAAUUUCCACUGGCAAGUCUCAGAGAUAUUGGACAGAUACAAGUCCAAUUCUUCUCAGCUGCUCGUUGAGGCACGAGUUCAGCCUAAUCCAUCAAAACAUGUCCCCACCUCCCUUCCCCCUCACCAUUGUGCAGUGUGUAUGCAGUUUGUGCGGAAGGAAAACCUACUCUCUCUGGCCUGCCAGCACCAGUUUUGCCGCAGCUGCUGGGAGCAGCACUGCUCAGUACUUGUCAAGGAUGGCGUGGGUGUGGGAGUCUCUUGUAUGGCUCAGGACUGUCCACUCCGUACACCAGAGGACUUUGUGUUUCCAUUGCUUCCCAAUGAAGAAUUGAGAGACAAAUAUAGGCGCUACCUCUUCAGGGAUUACGUGGAGAGUCAUUACCAGCUCCAGCUGUGUCCUGGUGCAGACUGCCCCAUGGUUAUUCGGGUACAGGAGCCUAGAGCUCGCCGAGUGCAGUGCAAUCGGUGCAACGAGGUCUUCUGUUUCAAGUGUCGUCAGAUGUAUCACGCCCCCACAGACUGCGCCACAAUCCGGAAAUGGCUCACGAAGUGUGCAGACGACUCUGAAACAGCCAACUACAUUAGUGCUCACACUAAAGAUUGUCCCAAGUGCAACAUCUGCAUUGAGAAGAAUGGAGGCUGCAAUCACAUGCAAUGCUCCAAAUGUAAACACGACUUCUGCUGGAUGUGUCUAGGAGAUUGGAAGACUCACGGCAGCGAGUACUAUGAGUGCAGUCGGUACAAGGAGAAUCCUGAUAUUGUCAACCAAAGUCAGCAAGCCCAGGCCAGGGAGGCCCUCAAGAAGUACUUGUUCUACUUUGAGAGGUGGGAAAACCACAACAAAAGCUUACAGCUGGAGGCACAAACAUACCAGCGGAUUCAUGAGAAGAUUCAGGAGAGGGUCAUGAACAAUCUGGGCACUUGGAUUGACUGGCAGUACCUACAGAAUGCUGCCAAGCUCUUGGCCAAGUGUCGAUAUACCCUGCAAUAUACCUACCCAUAUGCAUACUACAUGGAGUCUGGUCCCAGGAAGAAGCUGUUUGAAUACCAGCAGGCUCAACUAGAGGCUGAGAUUGAAAACCUUUCAUGGAAAGUGGAGCGUGCAGACAGCUAUGACAGAGGGGACUUGGAGAACCAGAUGCACAUAGCAGAACAGCGGAGAAGAACCCUGCUGAAGGAUUUCCAUGACACCUAAGUUGGAACAAGGACUUGCCGGGGUGAGGAAAUGUGGCUGCAAGGACUCCCGGCUGCCGUACUGCAUGCUGCAGGCUCUGCCUUUCAUGACCCCAGGCGACAGCCAGGGCCCCACUCCUGAGAGACACUGGCAACACACCUUUUAGUUAAUUUGUUUUCUUCUCAUCUUUUUGCUUUUUGUUUCUACCAGGGUAGAGUUCAUAUUGAAUUGGCCUCUUUUCAGGACUUUUUAAUUCCCCCGAUGGUUGUUGGGAGGGAGGGAACCUUUUGUUUUGUUUUUUUUUUGUUUUGUUUUGUUUUGUUUUAUUUGUUUUUGAGUGGCUAUUAAUAGUAUUAGAUCAUUACAACUUGUAUAAUUUUCAAAGAUUGUACAAUUAUUAAAAAAAAAAAAAGGUAAACUAUAGGAUAACACAGAGCCCUUUUAAAAAAUAAAUUGGCAUUGGAGUGUUUUACCCUGUAGCUAUUUUACUUGGAAUGUAACAUAUGCUGCCCACCUACCCUGCCUCAAAAUAGCUAUACUGCAGGGAGCCCCAGGGUGGUCUCUGCUUUCCAGCUUCACAUGUUUGGCCAUAGCUAGAGUCCCAGUGAAAGAGCAUAAGUGACAAAUGGUAGGGAACUGAGUUGGCCUGUGUCAUGGGCCUGGAGCACAGGGAGUCACAUCAUGCCUCCUGCCUUAGUUGGGCAGUAAGGAGACAGUACAGAACCGGUUAUCUUCUGUGGUUUCAUCUUUAUUCUUGAAAGUGAGGUUUACCUGGGUCUGGCAACCGAAGCCAGAACCCACAGCAGAACACAGGUGGGCUUGUGUCCAUCCAGACUAGGGGACACUGGUUUAGUUAGCAUGGUGCUUCCUUUUGUCUCCUAAAGAUAGAGAUCCAUUGUUGAAGGGAGUUGUUCCUUAAAAUAAAUUUGCUGUACCUUGUUCCCUGCUUUUGUGCCAGUAUUCAAGUGGUAUAAUGCUGACCAAGGUCACAGGCAGCUGUACCUGAAACUGACCUGCUGCACUCUUAUAAAUAUCAGGGUCAGAGUUCAGCAUGGCCCGCCUCAAGAGCAUUUGCCUUUCUGGCUCAGGGGCUAAUUUGUGCAAGUUGUUUUCAUAUUACUUGGAAUGUGACCAGCAGCUACUCUGGUGGACCCUUCAAAGGGUCCCCUUUGCCUGGAUCCAGCCAUUAAGAGGACCCCACCUCUAGGGUCUGGGAGUGUAAGGCCAGGAGAAUCCUUGUGGUCCCAGUUUCUGUACUGGGAAAAAAAUCUGGCCAGAGGAUCAACUUUUGCAUACUUGAGUGCAAGGAAGCAAACAGUUUGCCUGGUAUCCUGCCUGUCUUGAAUCUGGUCCUGUGGGCCUUUGAAAAGUUAGAUCUGUGAUCUCUGGGGUUUCUGUGGCUUUGUUCAGUGCCUCCACUCUGAGACUGGCAGAGCUGUCUAUACUUGACAGGGCCUCCUUCACCUCCUGGGAGAGCCUUUAGGAAAAUCUGUGAAUAUUAUAAUGGAAAUUCUUUGAUAUCCAUACAUUUUCACCUCUAAUCAGCAAUUUUCUAGGUACCGUGUAAGCUGUAAAACUGAGUCAUUCUAGAAGACAGAGGACAGCUGUGACUUUUGAGGUACAUGGCUGACUGCAGGUUCACUUUUUCCCCUCAAGUUUUGUCUCUUCAUGUAGUUUGCAGCAAGGAAGGGGACUUGGGAGAACAAGUCAGGAAAUGUAGAGAAUGAACCCAGAAUGGGACAACAGGGAGCUAAUUGUGAACAGAGAGUGCCUCCUACGACACCUGGGGUGGGAUGUGAAUUCUGUAUUGACACAUGAAAUAUCCUGGUGUCUGGAGCCUUUUCCUCUUUGUCAAGUCCUUUCUGUAGCACUGCUGGGGCACAGGACAGAGUUGUAGCCCUGCAUCUUUGUCAUACCCUGGCUGGGUAUUCUCCGGACUUCAUGGCUGCCAUGUUCUUUAUGUACAUCCAGUUGUGACCCUGACCACUGGAGCUACAGGGGGGUUCUGUGUCUAGAAUAUAGCCUGUAGCACUUGACCUGUGGCGAGAGCUUCCUUUUGUGCCCCCAGUGGCUAUCCUUUGUUAACAUUACUAGGAAUAUGGAAAACGUCAGGCAGAAUUUUUUCCCCCUGCAAAGGGUAGAAGAGAGGCACAGUGUUUUCAUGAAUUUAUCAUAUCUCUUGUUUUUCUUCAAAGAAAAAGUUAAUUGAAACAAUGUCAUCUGCUCAAAGUUGAGUGGUUUAUUCAAAAUAAACUAAGUUUCUGAU
This is a messenger RNA of Sciurus carolinensis (gray squirrel), 4234 nucleotides long. RefSeq names its product ariadne RBR E3 ubiquitin protein ligase 2 (gene Arih2). The transcript is spliced from 19 exons. Gene Ontology annotation, molecular function: ubiquitin protein ligase activity; ubiquitin conjugating enzyme binding; zinc ion binding. Gene Ontology annotation, cellular component: cytoplasm; ubiquitin ligase complex. Gene Ontology annotation, biological process: positive regulation of proteasomal ubiquitin-dependent protein catabolic process; protein polyubiquitination; ubiquitin-dependent protein catabolic process. Bases 334 to 1989 code for a protein of 551 amino acids. NCBI's taxonomy places the organism in Eukaryota, Metazoa, Chordata, Mammalia, Rodentia, Sciuridae. The record is from RefSeq and is a predicted model, not a curated record.